AUGCCACCACCGGCGCCGGACCGGAAGAGGCCACCACCCAUGGAGCAACCCGAGGCCGGAGACGGCGCUCCGCAGCAGCGCCACAAGAAAUCCUCCGCCGCCAAGAAGGCGAAGAAGGGCGGCGCCACCGGCAGCGGCAGCGGCGCGGCAUGGCCGGCGAUAAAGCCCAAGAAGGACCUCCUGGUCAAUCGCCUCAAGGGCACCCAGCUCCUCACCGUCCCUGACUUCCUCACCUCGGCGGAGGCGAAGGCUUUCGUCGAUGUUGCUGAAUCCAUGGGCUUCACGCACCAGGGCAGCCUUGGGCCACUCAAGGGGGAAGCUUACAGAGACAACGACCGGAUAUCUGUCACGGACCCCUUGCUCGCUCAAACGCUCUGGGAUUCAGGGAUAAACAGGGUAUUCGUCGACAUCAACAUCUCCGGCAAAGCAGCGACCGGCUUGAACCCAAAUAUCAGGCUUUACAGGUACGUUGAAGGCCAGCGCUUCGGCAGGCAUAUCGAUGAGAGCGUCAGCCUUGGGGACGGUUCGAGGACACAGUAUACAUUGCUGGUGUACCUUUCUGGAAAGGGGAGCGCAAAGGAUUCGCAGGCCCUUGUUGGAGGGGGGACUGUCUUUUAUGAUCACCGAGGCGGAAUUGUUGCCGAGGUUGCUCCCGUGCAAGGAAUGGCUCUACUCCAUCUACAUGGCGCCAGGUGCAUGCUGCACGAAGCUCGCGUCGUGAAAAAGAACGUCAAGUACGUGCUCCGUUCCGACGUCGUGUUUGCUUAG
This is a messenger RNA of Triticum turgidum subsp. durum (durum wheat), 768 nucleotides long. The record is from the annotation of a GenBank genome assembly. Lineage: Eukaryota; Viridiplantae; Streptophyta; Magnoliopsida; Poales; Poaceae.